CCCCGCCGCUUGCUUUCACCUCCCUCGGGGCUCGAGACACCUGCAGGAAGGGGAGCAGCCAACGGGCAAGACCAGCCGGGGCGGAAAACGAAAGCUGCCCCGUCAUCCUUGCUGCCAAGACCAUGGCUGCAGACAGCCCUGCCGAAAGUUUCCGCGAUGAAGCCUCCUGCUCCAUCUGCCUGGGCUUCUUCCAAGACCCCGUCUCCAUUCAUUGCGGUCACAACUUCUGCCGGGCGUGCAUCACCCGUUGCUGGGAGGAAGCUGAGGAGAAUUUUGCUUGCCCUCAGUGCAAAGAAACGGCCCCACAGAGAAACCUGAGACCGAACCGGGAACUGGCAAAAAUCAUCGAGAUAGCCAAGCGGCUGAGCCUGCAGGCAGCCAAAGGAGGGGCAGGAGGGGAGAGGCUGUGCGACAAGCACCAGGAAGCUCUGAAACUCUUCUGCGAGGAGGAUCAGAUCCCCAUCUGCUUGGUUUGCAGAGAGUCCCAGGCUCACCGAGUCCACGCCGUGGUCCCCAUCGAGGAGGCUGCGGAGGAGUACAAGGAGAAAUUCCAGGCUCAUGUGCAGAUCUUGAAGGACAGAAGAGAAAAGCUGUUGGGGCUGAAAGUGGUCGAGGAAGGGAAAAGCCUGGACUUUCUCGAACGAGUUGAAAUGGAGAGGCAGAAGGUUGUGUCUGAAGUCAAGGAGCUGCACCAGUUUGUGGAGGGACAGGAACGUCUCCUUUUGGACCGCCUGGCAAAGCUGGACCAGGAGAUCAUGAGGAGACAGGAGGAGAACAUCAACAGGCUUUUGGAGGAGAUCUCCUCCAUCGGCGAGCAAAUCCGUGAACUGGAGGAGAAGUGUCAGCAGCCAGUGUGUGAAUUCCUGCAGGACAGCAAAAACAUCUUGAGCAGGCUUGAGAAGGACGAUGCCCAGAAGCCAGCAGAGACAUCACCUGAGAAACCCACCGAUCUUCCUCAGAAAAAUAUUGCCCUCAAAGAGAUGCUGAUGAAAUUUCAAGUAAGUUUGACGCUGGAUCCAGAGACGGCACAUCCCCGGCUCGUCCUGUCUGAGGAUCGCAAGCGUGUGAGAUGGGAAGACACCCGCCAGCCCGUACCCGACAACCCCAAGCGUUUCGACUCCUCUCGUUGCGUCCUGGGUUGCGAGGGUUUCAGCGCGGGGAGGCAUUACUGGGAGGUGGAGGUGGGCGAUGGGGAAGCCUGGGCUGUUGGGGUGGCCAAGGAGUCGGUGAAGAGGAAAGGACGGAUCAGCGUCAACCCCAAGGUGGGGAUCUGGGCGGUGGGGCAGUGUGGGAGCCAGUACCAGGCUCUCACCUCUCCUACCAUCCCCAUCUCCCUGCUCGCUGCCCCCAAGGUGAUUGGGAUUUACCUGGACUACGAGGCAGGGCGAGUGGCGUUUUUUGACUCCAAUAACGAGGCACCGAUCUUCACCUAUCCCCCAACAUCCUUUGCAGGGGAGCAAAUCCUCCCCCUGCUCUGCCUGGGGAGAGGGUGCCAGUUCACGCUCUCUCCCUGACCCCCCAUGGGACAGCAUCCACUCGAGUCUCACCCGCUGGGAUCUUGGGGAGACCACAGGGGCUCAUCACCUCAGCGUGAAGAAUACGCUGUCCAGCAUGGAAAAUUCUCUUUUCCUAUCAUUUAUGUCAGCAAGAAACAUCAGUUGCUUCAGAGCUUGUAAAGGAGGGGGGCUGCUCUGCUGGCCCCCAGAAACCUGCAUUGUUCUGUCAUCAGGUGGCUUUGCCGAUGAUGCUGCCCUGGCGCAUCCAUGCUGAUAAACCCCUUCCAAAAACCUCUCUGUUGGAGGACAGAGGUAGAACUGAGCUGAACACAUGCUGAGCCGGUUCCCAGUUUCUCUUUCCUCCACCCUCUCCGACUGAUCAUGCGUCCCUGCUGUUUGCUGGGCCCAUUUUUUGGCUCACUUAGCUUUCAGCUGCGCGACUGAGCAUAGAUGCUGCGGAUGAUGAUACAAAAGCCUGGAGGACUUCAUGAUGACUUCAGGUUUUAUGUGGUCUCUGACAAGGUGGUAAUAAUCUAAUCCAAGGGCAAGAUAGGCAAGACCUGAUCUGGUGGAAGGGGACUUUAAAUCAUCAGAAUUACCCGCAUCUCUGGUGUGAGCUUGUGUUGGAUAGGUGCUUAGUGCCGUGUGAUGUCCAUAUCUUUGGACACUGUAAGGACUCACCUCUCCAUCCAGGCUAUGGUCCCUCCAGGGUUAGCAAAGAACAGUGGCAAAUUGUAAUUUAUCUCAUCUAGAAACAGCUCGAUAAGGGUAUGUAGGAGAAUUUACUUCUCUCCUCUGAUUAGAGGGAGCCCAGAUUGACUGGAUGGCACGGAGACACUGUAGAUGCCUAAAAGCAAGAGAAAUAAAUCCUUCCCAAGG
Molecule: messenger RNA, 2375 nt
Organism: Grus americana (Whooping crane)
Lineage: Eukaryota; Metazoa; Chordata; Aves; Gruiformes; Gruidae
Product: E3 ubiquitin-protein ligase TRIM39-like
Exons: 6
Coding region: 123-1514 (463 amino acids)
Molecular function (GO): zinc ion binding; protein binding
Source: RefSeq, a predicted model, not a curated record